AUGCUGUCAACAUCUGUACGCCGGGCCGCAUGGGCGCCCCUCUCCGGCGUAUCUCGCUCUACCCAGAACAUCCCCUGUACUGGUCUCCUGGACGCAACCCGCCAUGUGCAGCAACGACGAUACUCCUCAUCUUCCUCCAAACCGCCAGUUCCUCCGAGCGAUGGAUCGCGCCGCCUGGAUACUUCCACCCCGGCCAAGGGAGUGAACUCUUCCAGUGAGAAGGGUAAGACUUCCCGCCGCCGAGGCAAGGAUAGCGGUGCCCGCAGCGGAUCUUCCAAAUCCAGUCAGCAGCAUGCAGCAUUUUCCAAGCUUCCCAGCGUCCCCUCCACGCAACACCGCCAACCACAUGACGUUCACGUCGCUUCAUUUUUCUCCAUCCACCGUCCCAUUUCCGUGACCACCACGGUCCCCCCAACCUCGACCCCCGAAGCUUUCGAUGCGAUCUUCUCCAAGAGACUUCUGAAAAACGAGCCUGAAGAUGUUAUCUUCACUCUCUCCUCCACAGCCCAGUCUCUGGAGUCCGGCGCCAACGGCAUGUUCGAACCCGAAGAACAACUCGGUCAGCUUCACGGCCGCUUCACCAGCGACGCUAACGGCGAGCUCCAAAUUCUCGACGGUGCCGACAGCCGUAUGUCCGUCGAGGAAUACGUCCGUCGUCUUCGUCCCUUCCACCCUCCCCCACCUCCUGUUCCCAUGGACAUGACCGCUGAGCUCGAGAUCGAUGCCAUGGAAUCCCAAGAAGCUCUCUCCCAGCAGGAAACCACCUACUCCACCGUCCUGACUAUCCGGGAAUCCCGUCACGCCGAUGGUCGUAAGACCUACGAGGCUUCCACUGGUCCUUUUGUUCGUGAUGAGAUGGAGGCUCCUGGUCUGCACGAGGAUUUUUCCAUUGAUGCUCCCAGCUCUUCUUCCGGCAUGACUUAUGUUGAGCGUUUGCGUCAAAAUUCCACCAUGCAUGCGCUUAGCACUAAGAGACGCCGUAAGGCUAAGAUGAAGAAGCACAAGUUUAAGAAGCUGAUGCGGAGAACGCGAACUCUGCGCCGGAAGCUUGAUAAGGCUUAG
Messenger RNA from Penicillium malachiteum, 1062 nucleotides. Its product is annotated as mitochondrial 37S ribosomal protein mS38. Lineage: Eukaryota; Fungi; Ascomycota; Eurotiomycetes; Eurotiales; Aspergillaceae. The record is from RefSeq and is a predicted model, not a curated record. Gene Ontology annotation, biological process: mRNA processing. The coding region runs from base 1 to 1062 and encodes 353 amino acids. Gene Ontology annotation, cellular component: mitochondrion. The transcript has 2 exons.